UGGACUACCUUCCUCUCGAGUCAUGUAGUCGCACUGUCGUAGUCCCUUCUGCUCCGCGUUGUCUCUCCAGGAGGCAGAUAAGAACGUAGAGAUACAGGCUCGACAAACUGGGACUCCAUAGCCUGCGGUCGAGAGUUGGUUUUUAUAUAUAUAUUUUUUUUAGUUUUCCAGCCCCAGCUGCGUCGAUCUCCGAUCUCCUCCCUGGCUCGUUGCUUGUUUACAGAACAGAGUUCUUUUUUCCACAUUCCGGUGAGCGUUGCGUCCAGGGAUCCCUAGAGUCAUCCGCCAUGGUGAAUCCGGGAGGCAGCCAGGGAUACGUCCCGAAGAAUAUUCUCAUCACGGGCGCAGCUGGUUUCAUUGCUUCCCAUGUCGCUAACCGCCUCAUCCGAAACUAUCCGCAUUACAAAAUCGUAGUGUUGGACAAGUUGGAUUACUGCUCGAAUCUGAAGAAUCUGUUCCCGUCGAAGGCCUCGAAGAACUUCAAGUUCGUGAAAGGAGACAUUGCUAGCGCGGAUCUAGUGAACUAUCUUCUCAUUACGGAGGGAAUUGAUACUAUCAUGCACUUCGCCGCACAGACACACGUUGACAACUCCUUCGGAAACAGUUUUGAGUUCACGAAGAACAAUAUCUACGGCACUCAUGUCCUCCUCGAGGCAUGCAAGGUGACUGGUCAGAUCAAGCGCUUUAUUCACGUGAGCACGGACGAAGUGUACGGGGAGACUGAGGCGGAGGCCAUUGUUGGAAACCACGAGGCGUCGCAGUUGCUGCCAACGAACCCCUACUCGGCCACGAAGGCAGGAGCAGAGAUGUUGGUGAUGGCCUAUGGACGCUCCUAUGGGCUCCCUUGCAUCACGACUCGCGGUAACAACGUGUAUGGGCCCAACCAGUUCCCAGAGAAGUUGAUCCCGAAGUUUAUCCUGCUAGCCAUGCAGGGGAAGCCGCUGCCGAUUCACGGCGACGGGUCCAACGUUCGGAGCUACCUGUAUUGUGAGGAUGUUGCUGAGGCGUUUGAAUGCGUACUUCACAAGGGUGUCAUUGGGAAUGUGUACAAUAUUGGCACGAAGAAGGAGCGUCGCGUGAUCGAUGUGGCGAAGGACAUCUGUGAGCUUUUCAACUUGGACUACAAGAAAUCGAUUAAGAUGGUGGACAACCGACCGUUUAACGACCAGCGGUACUUCCUUGACGACAAGAAGCUCAUUGAUCUCGGAUGGCAGGAGAGGACAAGCUGGGUCGAUGGUCUGCAAAAGACGAAGGACUGGUACACUAGCCACCCCGACUGGUGGGGCGAUGUGUCCGGCGCUUUGGUGCCGCACCCGCGGGCAUUGACGAUGCCUGGAGUGGAGAAGCUCGCUGAGAUGCAGAAGGGUGAGGCGGUAGUUGCUGUGAAGGAGGAGACUGCGGCGGAGAACGGCGCAGCGGCGACGUCGAACGGGACAUCGAAUGGUCUUGCGGAUGGAAUCGUGUCGAAGGUGGUGGAUCCGAUCAAGAACUUAGUGAGGAAUCCGGACUUGAAGUUUUUGGUUUAUGGGCGGACUGGAUGGCUCGGGGGGCUUCUAGGCAAACUGUGCGAGAAGCAGGGGAUUGCGUACGAGUACGGGUCUGGACGUCUAGAGAACAGAAGCUCUCUGGAGGCUGAUAUAGCCGCGGUGAAGCCGACGCAUGUUUUCAACGCGGCGGGUGUGACCGGUCGUCCCAAUGUGGACUGGUGCGAGAGCCACAAGGUGGAGACGAUUCGAGCCAACGUUGUGGGUACUUUGACUCUGGCGGACGUGUGCAAGCAGAACAGUUUGGUCUUGAUAAACUACGCAACUGGGUGUAUAUUCGAGUACGACGAGAAGCACCCCCUGGGCAGUGGAAUCGGUUUCAAGGAAGAGGAUACCCCCAACUUUGCAGGAUCGUACUACUCCAAGACCAAGGCUAUGGUUGAGGAUCUCUUGAAUGAGUUCGACAACGUGUGCACAUUAAGGGUCCGGAUGCCUAUCUCCUCUGACUUGCAGAACCCACGGAACUUCAUCUCGAAGAUUGUGAGGUAUCAGAAGAUCGUGAACAUCCCCAACAGCAUGACAAUCCUCGACGAGCUGUUACCAAUCUCAAUCGAGAUGGCGAAGCGCAACCUGACAGGAAUCUGGAACUUCACCAACCCUGGAGUGGUGAGCCACAACGAGAUUAUGGAGAUGUACAAGGAGUACAUCGACCCCGAGCUUUCAUGGGUGAACUUUACCAUCGAGGAACAAGCCAAGGUGAUUGUUGCCGCCAGGAGCAACAACGAGAUGGAUGCGUCCAAGCUGAAAAAGGAGUUCCCGGAGAUGCUCGGUAUCAAGGAGUCCUUGAAGAAAUAUGUGUUUGAGCCCAAUAGGCAAACCCCAGUGAGCAAGUAGGUAGCAGCAGCAGCAGCAUGAACAGGACUCUACCUGAAAAUUGAAAAUUGAUUUGCGGAUUGCGGUAAACGUAGUCGAACGCAUGGAUAGGAAAAGGAGCACUCUUUGUCUAUUACUCCUACAGUACAGAAAUUAAUACUGAAUGAAAUGUUAAGUAGUAGUUGCAGAGUAGGCGAUUUCUUUUAAGUGCACCAUUUUAUCUGUAAAGGCCUAUUUGACAAUUGCAAUGGAGUUUUUGUCACUUCUAAAAUUGACAAUAUCAUUCAUUGUUC
This is a messenger RNA of Physcomitrium patens, 2650 nucleotides long. RefSeq names its product trifunctional UDP-glucose 4,6-dehydratase/UDP-4-keto-6-deoxy-D-glucose 3,5-epimerase/UDP-4-keto-L-rhamnose-reductase RHM1. Lineage: Eukaryota; Viridiplantae; Streptophyta; Bryopsida; Funariales; Funariaceae. Gene Ontology annotation, molecular function: dTDP-glucose 4,6-dehydratase activity. Gene Ontology annotation, biological process: nucleotide-sugar metabolic process. The record is from RefSeq and is a predicted model, not a curated record.